This is a messenger RNA of Cydia strobilella, 3105 nucleotides long. RefSeq lists its product as uncharacterized. Bases 882 to 1628 code for a protein of 248 amino acids. Gene Ontology annotation, molecular function: fibroblast growth factor receptor binding; growth factor activity. The record is from RefSeq and is a predicted model, not a curated record. The transcript is spliced from 6 exons. NCBI's taxonomy places the organism in Eukaryota, Metazoa, Arthropoda, Insecta, Lepidoptera, Tortricidae. Gene Ontology annotation, biological process: positive regulation of cell population proliferation; regulation of cell migration; animal organ morphogenesis. Gene Ontology annotation, cellular component: cytoplasm.
ACGGUUCUAAAUAUUGGGAAUAAAAUGUGUUCCUGGAUGCGUCAUUGCUCGCUGGAGUUGUCGGGCGACGGGUCGGGGCGAAAGUCGGCUGGUCACACACAGCGGCCGCGCGGUUCCACGCCACAGUCUCAUCUAAGCCACAGCUAUGCGCACAUCUUACCCAUCAUAGCCGAAAAUUCCACAUUCGAAUUCCAGAGUUACGCGUGCCGGCCGACGCGAAAGUUCCAAAUACGAAUUUUUAAAUUCGCGAAACUUUUUUCCUUUAUCGAUAAACGAACUUUUUUUACACUUGACUGUUAUACAUUACAGGAGGAGGCAAACGGUAAAGUUUUUAGUUGGUGUAUGUAAAAGUGCAUUUUGCAUAAUUGAGCGUUGAACUGUUUUUUUUUUCAUUUAUGUGCUGUAUCGUAUCGGUGUGCCUAAAGAUUCUGUUUGUGAAGUGUUUUAUUAUUAAGUGCACUUUUCUAUUUGGAUUUUAUUUGUUCCGGAAUUUGGGAACAAUAUGGACAUCGACCACUCGACCAGCCCCGGGUCGAGCGCUGUUAAUUAGGCUUCUUUAAAUAAAACCGGUAUUUUUUAAACCGUCAUAAAUACAAAGAUGCUGGGGUGUGCUCUGAGAAGAGUUCCCUCCGUGUCUGCCGCCUGCCCGAAGACCAUCAACUUCAGCACGGCUGACGACAGCCGUUGCUUAGACAAGUAGAUGACUGAACGAAUAAACUUUAACAAGCAACAGUUUUGGCCUUAACAAAUUAAAUUCGAUCGCAAUCCGAAACAGAACUAGUCACAAAAAAAUAAAGAUCAGUAGCAAAUUAAGUUACCAUAGUUAUUGGGGGUAGUCGUGUGCGCUUGGGCGGGUGCUGGGUAGGUACCACUGCGGUGGUAUGCUUUAUAUUGCAUCUUGUGUCGACUGUGCGCUCACUGGUCGCUACGUCACGUGGCUUCCCGGCGCGCGACUUCAGUGCUGGAUGCUACUAACUGUAUACACGUUACCACAGCUUGCCGUCUCUGCGAAGAUAUUGUGCCUCCUGAUGGUGGUGAUCUGCGGUGCGGUGCCAUCGAUGGUCCGGUCGGUCCGCCUGUACAGCCAGUGCUCGCACCUCUACGUCAACGUGUUGCCAAACGGCACUGUAAUGGCUCGCUCCGAUGGAAACGACCAGCCGAAUCUCACCAUCAGUUCGCGCGGCUACAGUCUCGAGCUGCUCAUCCACUCGCCCGUGCAGGACAUGUACCUCUGCUUCAACAAGGCCAAACUGGUCGGCAGGCGACUGACGCAUGCCCAAGCGAUGAAACAGCCCAACUGCCUCUUCAAAGAGGAGUUUGUGGACGGCUACAACAGAUACCACCUCGUGAAGAACACCGACCGCUAUAUAGGCUUCAACCGGCGCGGCCUGCAGCUUCGGCGCGGCAAGAGCCUCCUCCCCGAGCGCAGCCACAAAUGUCUAUCCUUCAUGAAGGAGGCCCACGACUUCGACAUCAACCGACACAACACCUUGCUCGCGGGCGACCCGCCCAAGUGGCGCCAGCGUAGGCUCCGGCCGCCGCCACAGAACUCCAUCAGCCCGCCCUACCGCGUGCGGCACCACCACCGCCGGCAGUGGCCGCGGCGGAAGAGCCCUAACGGCACGUAGGUGCCUUAGCUUAGCAGCUCCUUUACGCUUCAACGCUUCGCGCGUUCCGUUGCCAGCUGUCGAUGGACCUUGUGAGUGGACAGAGUAUUAGUCAACUAUCGCAGUAUUAUUACAGUGACGAGGACUGGAUAGCGUUAAGUUAGGGCUCGGUCGCGGUGGCCGCGGCGGCUCAAACGCCGCAUGAAUGGUAGCUGAAGCAAGAGAGCAAACAUUUGAAUGGAGGAAAAAAGCCGAGCCGGGACGUCGUUCGGAGCUGUGAAAUUCCUUAAGGUCGUGUAAUAUCGUGGCGCUCGUUUGCUCUUGUGCCUGCGGUCAGACUCGUGCUCUAAAAUGAAAAAAAAAGGUUUUCUGUAGAAAGAGUAAAUAGUAGUCGCGCUAGUCACGAGUCUUCCGACAGACCACCGCACUGGAGGCGGGCGCGCGCGCCGCUCGCUCCGCCGCUCGCCGCGCAUGCUCGGUCGCCACGGCUCGGCCGUGCAUGCUUGGGCUGGCUCGCCAUGAAUGUAGCAAAACGCCUUCACGUCAAUUCUCAGUGUGUUAUUAUUUAAAUGCUUUACUGUUACUUAAGUACGAAUUGUGUUAUCUGCUUGUAAAUAUAAUAAAAUAAUUGUGUUUACAUACUUAUUUAUCAAAAGACUUUAAUCGGAAUUUGUAAACGUAGAUGUUAGUUGUAAAGUUGUAUUAAAAUGUUUUGUAUUUAAUUAUGGGUGUAAAACCAAUCGCUCUCUCCCGCUCGCUAGCCUCAGCUCAUACUCUAGUUCUCUCGGGUUAACUAUACAUUCCCAUUGCGCAGUAGUUUAUGUUCAACUUGGUAUUGAUUGUUUGUUUUGAACGUUUGUACAUAUUAUUUUAAGAGUUCAUCUGAGAGUGAUAGGUUUCUAUUAUGAAUCUCUUUACUGUCCUUGUUUUCGCGUCAUCCAUUUUGAAUUAUUGGUUUCGAAUUAAUGUAAAUUUACUUAACAAACGAAUGACAAUACUUCUGCUUCUUGUACAAUUACUUUUUCAUAUCCAUACUUAAUAAAGGACAUUAUAAUCUUAAUAUUUUAAUAAGAUCUGUGCCAUAGUGUGGUGGCAGUGUACGACUUUGUGUUCGCAUUGUAACUAGUGUAUUAAGUGUAUGUCUGUAAACUUCGAGUAAACUAAAAUGUUUAACAUUAGGCGGAGAAAACUGUUCAGUGUAUUCAAAUAAAAAGUAAUAUUCCGAUUGUUGGAGUGUUCGUCCUCGUAAAGCUGCCGACUGGUUCCCCGUACCCAUCAAUAAAUGUAUGUUAACUGCAACGCCGGCGCACGGCAAACAUUCCACACAAUGGGGUGUAAAACAAAUUCCCGACCAUGCGCUUAACACAGUAUGUCAACGCGAUGACACUGUCUAAUGUAUUACUGUGUCUAAUUAUAAGUACCUAUCAGAUGCUGAGAUCGAAAUCAUAUAAUUGCUAAGAAAAAUUACGAAAUUAAAUCAUAUUUAACUCGCAAACAA